UUCAGCCUCUCACUCUUUGCUCUCCACAUCUCGCGCAAGUUGCUCGAAGCAUCCGAAAAAGCACAGUAUCUGCGGCUACCCACUUCAUUUCAGAUGAGUCUUUUGGUUGGGAUUCUGGUUGCCUCUGCUCAACAACUGAGGUCCUAUCUUUGGUAUCUUGUCCGUGCACGGCGAGUUUCUAGCAUUUCACCACUAUUACAUUGUGUUGCUUCUAUGAUGCUCCUGAGCUUCUUUCUAGCUAGAGGCGUUUUCAUCGCCGAUACAGUGCUGCAUUACACAACAUCGACAAUCGAAUUCGACCAGAUAUUGAUUCCGCCACAGCCUGUUCAGGAGCUGGGCCGAGGCCUAUCCGAAUUCUGCUUGAAAUUCAAUAGGACAAAUUUAGGAUUGCCUUGUUCGGUGGGCCAGGACGCGACACAAACAGAUCCCAAUGCAAUUUCCGAGAUGAUGGAGACAAGUCGACUCCUUCACGACACAUCUCAGGUCUCGCAAAUCCAAAUCACGUCUGUAGAUGAACUCAGCCAGGCUCGACUGUCUUACCUUAUGCUUGAACAGCAGACAAUCAGUCUUAAUACAGAUUAUAAUGCCUCGACGCUGGGAAUUCCUACCAAUUGU
This is a messenger RNA of Cladophialophora yegresii CBS 114405, 615 nucleotides long. RefSeq lists its product as uncharacterized. The record is from RefSeq and is a predicted model, not a curated record. Lineage: Eukaryota; Fungi; Ascomycota; Eurotiomycetes; Chaetothyriales; Herpotrichiellaceae. The annotation marks the transcript as partial. The transcript has a single exon.